ACAGAACACUGUGACUUGUGCACGAGUCAAAUGCUAGCAGCAGCAGCACCAUGGCCUCAUCUUCUCCGUCUCCCCAGCAGCAGUUCUGCCUGCGAUGGAAUAAUCACCAGUCUGCUCUUGUCUCAGUGUUCGACCACUUGCUCCAGAGUGAGGCCUUUGUCGAUGUUACUCUGGCCGUUGAGGGUCUUCUCCUCCGGGCCCACAAAUUAGUGCUCUCAGCCUGCAGCCCAUAUUUCCAGGCUAUGUUUGCAUCCCAUCCGGCCAAACACCCAAUCAUCAUUCUCAAGGAUGUCCGCUACAAUGACCUGCGAGCACUUUUGGAUUUCAUGUACAAAGGGGAAGUGGCUGUGGAUCAGGAUCGCCUGCCCGCAUUCCUCCGACUGGCUGAAAGUCUCAAGAUCCGCGGCUUGGCCGAAUUCUGCGAGGAAAGCCUCUCUCAAGCCACUUCACAGCCGCCCAUCUUCGAUUCAUUGUUGGAUUCACAAAAGAGAAACCACCCGUCAGGACCUCCAUCAGUUUCGCACCAGCAAUCGCAACAGCAGUCCUCAAAUGCGGCUCCCGCACCCCUGACGGCCGUAGAACUUUUGCCCGUUUCAAAUCAAAGACCGCCUAUCGAUUUUAGCGUGCCGGCCAUGGCCAGCAUGUUUGGCUCUCCGGUUCCCUUGGCGAGUGCACGCAGCAGUAGCAGCAUGAGCAGUUCCAACAAGCGGCCUUCCAGCCCUCAAACAUACGCUCACCACAGGAGGAAGCGAGGCAGACCCCCUCGUCAAUCCUACUCUGAAUCGGCUGGAAUACUGAACAACGCUGUGGGACUGAAAUCAAACGCUAGCAAGGACGUCCGAGGCUCUAGCCCUGAAGUUAUGGAAAUGAAUGUCGAUCUUCUCUCCAUGGGCGUCGCGAACAACGGACCCGAAACUGCCCUCACCCCUCAUGCACCGACCAAUUCUAACGCUCACGAUUCUUCUUCCACGGCUCAAGACGAUCACAUCAAAGGGGCGUCGUCGCGGAAUUCCAGCCCCGUCAACAACACCUCUGUUGCGAAACUCGAACCUUUACCUCUUCUGGAAUCUGACACGCGACCGGACGGCUUAGAACCUCAAGCAGGACCUUCGUUUGAAAGCGAUUUUGACAGUAGCAGGCGCGGUGGAAAAUCAGGGAAGGGCAACAGGAGAGCCCGUGGACGGCCGAGAGGUUACGGUCGCAACGCCAAUUCGCUUGACCGUUCCCUUUUAUCUGCCGAUUCGUUGGAUGAUUUGGCUGGUCCGUCACAAAGGGAAGGUUCAAGCACGCCGGAUCGGACACUGCUGGGCGGCUCCAACAGCAACUCGAACAACACCGAGCAGUUGCAGGAAAUGUCCAUUCGCGGAUUGAAUCUCUUCCGCUACGCAUCCGUCUCGGAAGAGGGCAUGUACCGCUGCAUACCCUGCGAGAAGGAGCACGUGACGCGGACAUUCAAGAAUAAGUACAGCUUCCAACGGCACGCGUAUCUUUAUCACGAGGGCAAUCAGCGCAAGGUGUUCCCGUGUCUUGUGUGUGGACGAGAGUUUUCGCGACCCGAUAAACUCAAACACCACCUCAAGACCGUUCACGACUACGCUGUUCCGCGCGAGUAUAGCAACGCCUACUACUCCCUGCCCUAGUAUUCGUCACGGCUUCCACUUCUCGUCACUC
Molecule: messenger RNA, 1671 nt
Organism: Daphnia carinata
Lineage: Eukaryota; Metazoa; Arthropoda; Branchiopoda; Diplostraca; Daphniidae
Product: protein tramtrack, alpha isoform-like
Biological process (GO): regulation of transcription by RNA polymerase II
Cellular component (GO): nucleus
Molecular function (GO): protein binding
Source: RefSeq, a predicted model, not a curated record